Hyla sarda is the source of this 1751-nucleotide messenger RNA. RefSeq names its product leukotriene B4 receptor 1-like. Bases 118 to 1218 code for a protein of 366 amino acids. Lineage: Eukaryota; Metazoa; Chordata; Amphibia; Anura; Hylidae. Gene Ontology annotation, cellular component: plasma membrane. Gene Ontology annotation, molecular function: complement receptor activity; leukotriene receptor activity. The record is from RefSeq and is a predicted model, not a curated record. The transcript has 2 exons. Gene Ontology annotation, biological process: phospholipase C-activating G protein-coupled receptor signaling pathway; inflammatory response; positive regulation of cytosolic calcium ion concentration.
CUUUGUAACAUCCUUUUCUUUUCUAAACCUUCAGUCCAAGCAUAACAUGGCAGAUUUGCAAAUGGACUAAUAUACUGGAAUUUACAAGAAAUAUAAUUUGAUCUACUCUGCAGCACCAUGACCGAGGCAAGUACAACACUUGACCUGACAACAAUGUCCAUAAUAAAUUCUACUUUUACAAAUUCCACUAAGAUCCCAGUUUUAUCUGCUGGAGUAUCCGCCAGAGUUGGCAUUGCCAUUCUCUCAAUUGCCUUUAUGAUUGGAUUACCAGGAAAUGCCUUCGUCAUCUGGACAAUCUUGACACAAAUGAAGAAACGCACAGUGACUAGUCUCCUCAUUUUACAUCUAGCCGUGGCAGACAUCAUCGUCAUCCUCACAGCCCCAUUUUUCCUCCAUCUUCUUUCCACUGGUAGCUGGAGAUUUGGGAAACAUAUUUGUAAAAUGUGCCAUUACAUUAGCUGUUUAAGCAUGUAUACCAGUAUAUUCUUGAUCAUGUUCAUGAGUAUGGAUCGCUUUCUAGCUGUGGCUCGACCCUUUGUGUCUCAGAAAAUGCGAACAAAGCGGGUGGUCAGAGGCAUAGUUGCAUUAAUAUGGAUCUCAGCAUCUCUGUUAGCUAUUACAAUGUUCUUUUACCGUGCUGUAAUAACCUACAAGGGUAGCUUACAAUGUGUACCUAUUCAUACCAAUGCAGAACAUAUGGUUUUUCAAUAUAUUUUCGAGACUUUGACAGGAUUUGUUAUACCUUUCACAAUCAUUGUGAACUGCUAUGUCUACAUUGGACUGAGGUUACGUACUGCAAAGUUUCAAACAAAAAAAAAGGCAAACCGAUUGGUCAUCAUGAUUAUAGUAACCUUUGCCCUCUUCUGGCUUCCAUACCAGGUAGUCAAUAUGUUACAGGUGUCUGGAGAAAUAUUCUCAUCGAAAAUGCUCACAAAGGCAGCUUUAACAGCCAGACCUAAUGUUACAGCCUUUGCAUUUUUUAGUAGCAGUGCAAACCCUAUCUUAUAUGUUUUUGCUGGUGGCAACUUCAUUAGAACAGCUGGGGUGGGAUUCAUGGCCAAACUCUUUGAAGGGGCUGCUUCUGAGACUUCAAGUUUCCGUAAAAUCUCUCAGGUAUUUCGUCAAAGAAGUCAUACAGAAUCUGUUGAAUUAGAAAAAUGCUUAGAUCAUGCAGAACCAAGUAAAAAUAUGCUUUCUCAUCAAACAGAUCAUCUAUGAGGCUAUAUUUUUCUAAUAAAUUUCAGAAAUUAAAAAAGCAAACCUAAAAAUUGUUGAAAAAAGGGAACCUGUCACAUUGAAGAUGCAGUCUAUUCUGCAGGCAACAUGUUAUACCGCAGAGCAGGAGGAGCUGAACAGAUCGAUAUAUAGUUUGGUGGGAAAAGUUCCAGGAUAACUUGUCACUUAUUCAUGGAAAUCCCUGCUCAUUCUGAUCUACUUGUAUAAAUGGCCAUAUAGAGAUAGUGACUACGUGAGCAGAGAUUUUCAUGAAUAAAUGACAAGUUAUUCUGGAAUUUUUUCCUGAAGGUUAUGGCCGACAUUUAUCAUUGUCUUUAGACAGUUUUUUGUGUCUACAAAAGGCGCAAAAAAGGCGCAAGCAGGGUUUAGUUGCGCCUUUAUUUGUGCCUUUUGGUUUACACAUUUCUGCUGAUUUUGAGUUGCAAUCCACUGAUUUUGGCAAUACACAUGGCAUAGAAGGGUUUUAUGAACUGCGCCUUUUUGUAAAAAGACGCAAAAAGGCGCAACGCCACUGA